ACUGACUUUGACAUGUUUACAAUUCUUUUUCUAAAUGACAUAUUCCAAUAUCCUGAAUAAACACAUGUCAGAACUGAAAGUAAUGCUGAGUUUUUAUGAGGGCCAUGAUGUCAUUUGAGAGCUCUUUAUAUUCAGGUCCCAGUGGAGCGGGCUUACUGAGGAAAAGGAAGAGAAAGAAGAAAGGACUGAGAGAAAACGUUUUUCCUUCGCACAGCCUACGUUCAUGAUGAAGCUUUACGGAGUUCUUGUCCUGUUUGUAACUUUUUCUGUUGCAUCCGGAUUGAGAUGCUACCAAUAUACAACAGCUGAACCCAAUACCUGCACAGGUGUUCUAACUUGUCCUUAUGGUUUCGACCGAUGUGCUUCUUUGAUGACAAAUGGACUGAUUGACAGGGGCUGCUGGAAAAAGGCAGAUUGCAUUUCUCCCAUUCAGUGCUGUGACAAGGACUUGUGCAACGGUGCCGUACCAACUGGACCUGGUGUCACCCUGCUGCUCCUGUCUUCAGCCCUUAUGAUGCUCUUUAUUUAAGGCUCUGAAAUCAUGAUCCUGUUCUGGUUUAUUGCUUUGUCUAUUAACAGUUACGCUAAGUUGACAGCAAACAUGCAAUCAGGACAGAUAUGCAGCAUUUAUAUUCAUCAUGUAAAACACAUACGUCUCUUUUAAA
Molecule: messenger RNA, 665 nt
Organism: Poecilia latipinna (sailfin molly)
Lineage: Eukaryota; Metazoa; Chordata; Actinopteri; Cyprinodontiformes; Poeciliidae
Product: CD59 glycoprotein-like
Exons: 3
Coding region: 224-529 (101 amino acids)
Source: RefSeq, a predicted model, not a curated record